Molecule: messenger RNA, 1735 nt
Organism: Arachis duranensis
Lineage: Eukaryota; Viridiplantae; Streptophyta; Magnoliopsida; Fabales; Fabaceae
Exons: 9
Coding region: 423-1454 (343 amino acids)
Cellular component (GO): nucleus
Molecular function (GO): histone H2A acetyltransferase activity; protein N-terminal-serine acetyltransferase activity; histone H4 acetyltransferase activity
Source: RefSeq, a predicted model, not a curated record
UUGGACUCUUAAAUUAAUAAAAAGAAUAAAAUAGAACAACGGUUUUUGCUGUACUGUACUACUGUGGUUGCUGUUCUGGCUCUGUAAUGAGGCUAUGCUUUUUGGUAAUUUUUGUAUCUAUAUCCUUUGGAAGCUAUGCUAUGAGAUAGGUGGUUCUUAUGCUUCUGCCGAUUCUUUUGGGGAUGAGCUUUGAAUAUUGGCUUCUGGCCUUCUGCCAUGGAUUCGGGUGUGUCUCUGCCCAUUGCAACUCUGCUUCUGCAGUAGAUCCAAAUUGUCCUUAUUCGUAAUUUACAUACACGGAAAGCAACGUUAUUCUUUUCUUUUCGCUAUUUUUUUUUUUUUCUGGUGAGAAGCCAAGGCCCAAGGAAGAAAAAAAAAAGGGGGGUUAGCUAAGUCGUCUUCUCUAGCAGAGCGCACCAGCUAUGGAUUCAAAGACGCCGCAACGGCGUCGUCCAAGCAGUGUCAUCCAAAAUGGCACCGUUAUCAGAGAGAAGAAGCCCAAACGUAGCGAGGUCCUCGCAAAGAAGAAAGCCGUUGAGCAAUCCAUCAAAUCAGCACGUGCCGAAAAGGAUCACCUUGCUUCCUUCCCUGAGUUCCGCCACUUCGUCAAUAACGGUCUAUCUAUGUGUUUGAAGUCAGGACGCGGUGAUACACUAUCCUCUCCUGUUAAGCACUAUGUUCAGAGCCUCCUUAAGCUAAAUAUGGAAGGACCCUAUGGAUCUGAGUGGUUGGAUGAAGAAAAGGUGAAGCGCAGAGAAAUGGUUGCUCCAGAAGCACACUAUAUAUUUGUGCAUGAGGAUGCCAAUUCAGUUGGUGAUGAGACAAGAAUGAUGUUGAAUGCAGAAGAGGCUUCAACUAGUUGUGUAGAAGAUAGUGGCCCCUUAGUUGGAUUUGUACAUUACCGUUUUGUUCUGGAAGAAGAUGUACCGGUCCUUUAUGUGUAUGAGUUGCAGAUUGAGCCUCGUGUCCAAGGAAAAGGGUUAGGGAAGUUUCUAAUGCAACUAAUUGAGCUUAUUGCCCAAAAGAACUGCAUGGGUGCUGUCAUGCUAACUGUUCAAAAAGCAAAUUUACUAGCUCUGAAUUUCUAUCUAAGUAAGCUGAGAUACAUCAUAUCAACCAUUUCGCCUUCAAAGAUGGGGAUUGAGAAGAGUUACGAAAUUCUUUGCAAAACAUUUAAUGACGAAGCUAAAACUAUUUUGGAGGUACAGCUCCUAUCCGCACGCACCAUUAGAUUGAUUUUAUCAGAUAGUCUAUCACUGAUUUCACAAAACACACUAAUUGACAGCCAUCUGGAUCACUCAGGUUUAAGGCAAUAUAUUAAUUUUUCCUUUUCAGACGAUGGAAAACAGAGGCUUUUGAUAUAUGGUCCAUUAACAUAUACUGAUCAGUUCUUGAGAAUGCAUUACCACACAAGAAUGGAGUUUCUGCCUGAUUCUGCUGUUGAGUUUUGUUAAGGGACAUGCUGAUCUUCCAAUUUUGGGGGAAAUCAAAGAUAAUGUAGUGAACUUUUAGCCAACGGAAGUUCCUUUUAGUAAUAUAUCAUGCAUGUUUUUCUCCUUCUUCCCCUCUCUAUACAGAUUUUUUCAGCAGUGUAGUGUACAUGUUGGACCAACCCCAGUCUAAUAGGAAAAGAUAGUGGUUGAUGAUGGUGUAUUCUUGGGGAAAGACAGCUCAACAUAGCUUCAAUUUUUUAUUUGGUUCUCCAAUAAAUAAUUCAUUGGAAAGUUUUUAAGUA